GCUUAAAACUACCCAAACAUAUUUCACCACAGCAGCAAGCUUCAGAUUAACCUCACCAGCUAGCUAGCUGGCUAGCGCUAAUUAGCUAGCACACUGGCUGAAACCCUAACGCUAUAACGCUAGACUAAACAAAUGUUUGAAACUUACCUUUUUCAAUGAUUUUUUUUUUUAAGUUGGUGUUCUAAAAGUUGUUGUUUUGCUUAUUGGUCUUCAGUUUAUAACUUUGGCUAAGUAGCUAAGAUAAACUUAGCACUAGCGAUAGCGGAUUUUUGCUUAUUUCCGGUUAACGGAUACUGUUUUCCGCUAGUGGAAACAUGUAUUAAAGAUGCUUACACAGGGGUGACAGAGCAAAGUAACAUGCUGGGAUUACAGACUGAGCUCCCACUGCCCUGUACAUAUUCAAUGUGCCGUUGACGAUGGCGACCACUGCCGACCAGCCCACACAGGUGUAGGUGAUGUAUUGUAAGUAAUUGGUUCAGUCACACGACGAGCGCGUGGACAAGCGUGGUGAGAGGGUGAAGGACGCAUUCCACACUGCAACUAAUAAACAUCACUUAAGAAUGAGCAGAAGACCACCUAAUGGGUCCAAGAAUGAUCUUAAAGAUAAAGAUACUAGAGGGAAAUGCUACGCCUCUUCUAAAAAGGAAAGUGAGCUCCAGCCUUCUCUUCAUUCUUGCAAAGAACAGAAACGGAGGCUUCAAAUUAGAACAUGUUGUCGACGGUUGUGUGAUCUCCUGCCCUUUGUCGAGGGUCAGUUAGACACAGCGACCACAUUAGAGCUCACUGCUAAGUACACGAGCUACCUGAAGCAGACUCUGCCCCCGAGCAUUCUGUCUAAAGUUAAUAAAGCAGUUGAGGCCAAUAUGAAUUGUUCGUGGAAAAACGUAAAAAUGCCACAGAAGAAACGAAGAACAGUCGGGCAAAAGAAGAAUACUUUGCCUGGAGCAAAGCCGGCUGCUAAGAAGUCCACAAAAGAUCAUGUCUCGAGAAGAUGCACUCAGCAGAUCUGUAAACAAGUGACUCAGCCAUCUAGCACAGCAACCAGCCCUCUGACAAUGGACCAGAUGCUUCCUCCAGCUGACAGCCUGACGACAGCGCACGCCCCGCCAAUACUGCUGGACAAAUCUGCUGUUCCCCGGGGACAAAUGCUGCCAGUGUGCCAGGAUCAAUUCCUCUCUUCCUCGUUUCAGUCUGUGGAAAAAAACUGGAUCAACCUGACCUCUGCAUUUAUUAACCCUACGUCGUGUGCUUUCCCACCUGCAAUGAUCCGCCCCACGUUUUUACCACAGGUGGGGUCGCACCCAUCUUCAAGCCAUGCGCUGUGGGAUGUUGAUCCCGGCCUGGUGGAUCCUGUUGCUCUCCCAUCGGUGAACUUUGGCCAAGCCUACAGCCCACCUGACCCCACCGCAGUAGCAAACUUCAUCACGCCCCCGGUAGAACAAGGUCCGAUCCAUUCAUCUCUAGUUGGCACAACUGACAGCGAUUCAGCAGUCGAUUUUACAAACCAACCACUCAUUCCGUUUUCUAUGUUUCAAAGUGCAACUACAAGUUCUAAUGAGCUGACACCUGAGGCUGGAAAUGUGCCAGUGCCAGAUGCUCUGUGUGAUUCAAGACUCCUUCAGGAGAGUGACCUGUGUAGCAGUAGCCCUUUGACAGACAGUCCACAGGAUGUGGUCAAUCCCUUGUGGCUGGAUUUGCUGUUAGAUACCAAUGGUAGCUUGUGCUUCCCUGACGCUAACCUGGUAAAUGUUGUUCUUUCACCGUACACCGGGUCCAACUAACUGUCAUACAUCACAGAUAUGUGAAAUAUAUACAGCCAAUAUUAGAGAAAUAGCCUAGAUGUUGAGAUAUUAAAGUGUUGCUUUUUUGUUCUUUAAUACAUAAUGUGAAAAGAUAUAUAUAUAUAGAAAGUUAAUGUUUUUUUUCUCACAUAUUGAGCUAAAGCUGCAUUGUUGUGAUUUGCUUAUGGGGCAACAAAUUGUUGCUCAUAGUGACAAAGUCCAUGAGGUCUGUGUGCGUCAUAGUACACAGACCCCAAUAAAUACAUUUGAGUAAAAAGCAUUUUUCCCCAUUUUGUUGUUGUUAAAGAUGGCAUUUCAGAUUGUCUUUAGUAAUUUUUCUUUCUACAGAACAUUGUAAGAAAUGGCAGCACUCUGCAUCUUUUCAGUUAAUGAUCUAAGUAAGUCAUUUAUUGAAAUGUCUUUGUAUUUGACUAUUUUAAAAAUAGCCAAUUCACAUGUUAUGUGUUACAUAACUGGGAAGUCAAUGGAUGACUGAAUAUCUCUGUCACUUCAGUUAUAAAUAAUAAACACAUAGUCAAUGUUAAUCUUUGCAAUAAAUGUGUUCGACAAACUGUGCAAUGUGCAACAAAAAUUAUUUUCAAGAUUAACAUUUUGAAUUGAAUUUGUAUUGACUCAGCAGCACAGAAAAUGAGAAAUGGAAGAAUUUUGAAAAAUAAUAUUUUGGAAUUCCUCAUUAAGUACUUAGUGUUCCAAAUCAGAAUAUUGGACACUCUGAACUGUAUUUUACGUGAUAAAUUGAACCCUGGUCACACAAGAAAUGUGAA
This is a messenger RNA of Etheostoma spectabile (orangethroat darter), 2566 nucleotides long. RefSeq lists its product as uncharacterized. The transcript is spliced from 6 exons. The coding region runs from base 561 to 1781 and encodes 406 amino acids. NCBI's taxonomy places the organism in Eukaryota, Metazoa, Chordata, Actinopteri, Perciformes, Percidae. Gene Ontology annotation, molecular function: protein dimerization activity. The record is from RefSeq and is a predicted model, not a curated record.